GACCACACAGUGGGAGAAAGAGAGAGAGUCUAACUGGCUCCUCCAUUCCUCCCUUAGAUUUUAUGGCCUCUCCUCCAUCUAAUUGGAUGAAAUAGGAAGUCACUGGCAGUCCUGCGUUGCUCGGUGUGCUGAUUUAACUCGGACCAGCCCUGCAGAGGGGGUGGGGGUGGGGAGAGAGGAAGGGAAGCAGAGGGAAUCUGUAUGUCAGAAGAACAGAGUGGAGGAAAGAAGAAAGGGAAGAACUAAAGGGAAGGAACACUGGGGAGGGACAAAGAAGAGGGAGGUGGUAAGGACUGAGGACAGAGUUGCCAUUAUCUCCUUUUCGAAUCUCUCUGUAAUGAUAUUGCUUGCAGUGAUGCCCAGGGAGCAGGCACCUGCUGCUCUGUAAUGAUUCAGCCUCUUUCUGCCGGCUCUUUCGCACAACAGGAUGCUGUUGCUACUGUCAUUGCUGCUGCUGCUGCCGCCGCCGCUGCUACUGCCGUUCUUACUGAUUCUCCUUUUGCUCCUGCUGCAUGACGGCUGUGUUUUCCUCCAUCUAAGCAGCCACCCGCCUCAGAUACUCAAGGUGAGAAGCCAGCCUCUUGCUCUGGGCUCUUCGUUCACUUAAACAAUUUUCCUCAGGAUUUCAGAUUCUUCUUCUUUUCCCUUAAUCUUCUUAUUUUUCGCUCCGUGAAGAACUGAGAUGGCUUGAGAGGAAUUAUAAACAACAAAUUUUUAAAAGUGAGCAAGGAGGGAGGAGCAGGAGCUGAAUCAUUAUGAGAGGCUUUUCUCCUUUCUGAAUAUUUGGAAGGAUUCCCCCCCCCCUUUAUUUGGAUCCUGUUCUGACACUUGAACUCUUGAUACCUAUGCUGUGAUCCGGUAAGAUUUCUCUGGAUCUUUUCCCCCAUCUUUUGGCUUGCUUGCUAGUGAUAAUGGAAAGGUUUUUUGAGGCCUUCUAGAAGAGAGCUCAACUGAAGAAAUACAUGCUUAAAUAUGUCUGAAGCUACUCUGGAGAGUUUUCCCAACCCCUCGAACCAGCUGAGUCCCACUCCAUCACUCGAGGGGCUUCCUGCUGAAGAGGACAUACCAGAGAAUCAAGGGGCAGACACAAGGGUGCAGGGAAUAGCAGGCCUUGCUGCUACUUGCUGUGUGUGUCUGGAGGCAGAGCGGCUGACAGGCUGCCUCAACUCUGAAAAGAUCUGCAUUGUCCCGAUCUUGGCUUGCCUGAUCAGCCUCUGCCUCUGCAUUGCUGGCCUCAAGUGGGUGUUUGUGGACAAGAUUUUUGAAUACGAUUCUCCAACACAUCUUGACCCAGAUAGGAUUGGGCAAGAUCCAGUGACUGCCGUGGAUCCUACUGCACUCUCUGCUUGGGUGCCAUCUGUAGUGCAUACUUCUUACUUUCCAGUACCCACCAAUGUAGCUAACUUUGAAGUCACAGGGCAGCCUUCUGGUUCACCAGUUCCCCCUGAGGUUGCUUCUAAGCCGUCUCCAUCUAGAGGUGACCAGUUAGAGGAUCAGUUUUUACUCUCUUCAGUGCCCUCCUUACCCCCACCUAGUAUAGAACCUGAAGUGAAAGGGUCCACGACAACAUCUCUGCCACAAGAAUUUGAAACUAAUAUCCAAACAGCUCCACCAAAACUAGCCACAUCUACAUCUACCACUGGGACAAGUCAUCUCACAAAGUGUGGUGUGAAUAAGAAAGACUUCUGUGUAAAUGGAGGCGAGUGCUUCAUGGUCAAAGAUCUCCCAAAUCCACGAUAUUUGUGCAGGUGCCCAAAUGAAUUUACUGGUGAUCGCUGUCAAAACUACGUAAUGGCAAGCUUCUACAAGCAUCUUGGGAUUGAAUUUAUGGACUCCAGGUGCUUGGCUGCUCAAUCAGUGCUUUCAGAAGCUGAGGAACUCUACCAGAAAAGGGUGUUGACCAUAACUGGCAUCUGCAUUGCUCUCCUAGUAGUUGGAAUCAUGUGUGUUGUGGCCUACUGCAAAACCAAGAAACAGCGGAAAAAGCUGCACGACCGCCUCCGGCAAGGCCUUCGAUCUGAGCGCAACCAUAGAGUCAAUAUGGCCAAUGGGCCUCACCACCCUCACCCGCCGCCAGAAAAUGUCCAGCUGGUGAAUCAAUAUGUAUCAAAAAAUGUAAUAUCCAGUGAGCAUGCUGUGGAGAGAGAAACAGAGACAUCAUUUUCUACAAGCCACUAUACCUCAACGACUCACCAUUCCACAACGGUCACCCAGACACCUAGUCACAGUUGGAGCAACGGUCGGACGGAAAGCAUCAUCUCCGAAAGCCAUUCUGUGCUUGUGAGCUCCUCAGUUGAGAACAGCCGGCAUGCAAGUCCGUCAGGCCCCCGAGGGCGUCUCAAUGGCAUUGGAGGGCCACGGGAAUGUAAUAGUUUUCUCAGGCAUGCACGAGAGACACCCGACUCCUACCGCGAUUCACCACACAGUGAGAGGUACGUAUCUGCUAUGACAACACCAGCUCGCAUGUCACCCGUAGAUUUCCAUACUCCAAGUUCUCCAAAGUCGCCUGCCUCAGAAAUGUCUCCGCAAGUCUCCAGUUUAACAAUGUCUGUCCCUUCUGUGGCAGUCAGCCCGUUUAUAGAAGAGGAGAGGCCUCUCCUUCUGGUGACCCCACCCCGGUUACGGGAAAAAUACGAGCAUCACAUGCAACAGUUCAACUCCUCUUACCACCACAACCCUGCGCAUGAAAGCGGCAGCCUGCCACCAAGUCCGCUGAGGAUAGUGGAGGACGAGGAAUACGAAACCACACAAGAGUAUGAACCGACGCAAGAGCCCCCCAAAAAACUAGUCAACAGUCGGAGGGCCAAAAGAACAAAGCCCAAUGGCCAUAUUUCCAAUAGGUUGGAAAUGAACACCGACACAAGCUGUGAGAACAGUAGCUCAGAGAGUGAAACAGAAGAUGAGAGGAUAGGGGAAGAUACACCUUUUCUGAGCAUACAAAACCCCAUAACAGUCGACCUGGAAUCAGCUACUGCAUAUCGACUGGCUGACACCAGGACUACCCAAAACAGUCGGUUCUCAACACAGGAAGAAUUGCAAGCAAGAUUGUCCAGUGUAAUAGCUAACCAAGAUCCCAUCGCUGUAUAAAAGAGAGAGAGAGAGAGAGAGAGAAACACUAAAAAAAACAAAAAACCAACCCACA
Messenger RNA from Podarcis muralis (Common wall lizard), 3142 nucleotides. The record is from RefSeq and is a predicted model, not a curated record. NCBI's taxonomy places the organism in Eukaryota, Metazoa, Chordata, Lepidosauria, Squamata, Lacertidae.